Molecule: messenger RNA, 1518 nt
Organism: Cephus cinctus (wheat stem sawfly)
Lineage: Eukaryota; Metazoa; Arthropoda; Insecta; Hymenoptera; Cephidae
Gene: c12.1
Product: protein CWC15 homolog B
Exons: 3
Coding region: 145-819 (224 amino acids)
Biological process (GO): mRNA cis splicing, via spliceosome
Cellular component (GO): catalytic step 2 spliceosome
Molecular function (GO): RNA binding
Source: RefSeq, a predicted model, not a curated record
AAAGAAAGACACAUAGCUGUGAACAGUUGGAGAGUGCAACUAUAACUCAGUGAAGAGAAGCGUAAAAUUUGAUUGAAAACAGUAUAAAUAUAUUUUGCUGCAAACAGGUGUAUAUUUCUUUGAAUAAAAUUAUCCAAGUCAAAAAUGACUACCGCAGCGAGGCCAACAUUCGAACCAGCCCGUGGAGGACAAGGACGUGGUGAAAAAGAUUUGAGUGCUAUAUCAAAACAAUAUAGUAGUCGCGAUUUACCUUCGCAUACAAAGUUAAAAUAUCGUGAACAUGGUCAGGGAACUAUUGAGGAACUGCGCAACCGUGAUUUCCGUAAGGAAUUGGAAGAGCGUGAGCGAGAGAAGGACAAAUCCUCUAAUAGGCGCAUGAUUGAAAUCGCCAGAGAAGCUUUGCCACCUAGUUCCAAGAGACAGAAAUUGGAUCAAGUUCCUGCCGCUAGCUUGGAUGCUGAUGAUCCUCUUGACGAAGAUGAAUCAGAUUCAGACAGUGAAGAUGAUGAUAGUGCUGCAAUCUUUGCGGAGCUAGAAAGAAUCAAGAAAGAACGAGCAGCAGAUCAAGCAAAAAGAGACAUGGAAAAGAAACAAGAAGAGGAAAGAAUAAGGAUGGAGAAUAUUCUCUCUGGAAAUCCUUUACUGAAUUAUUCUUCCCAGACUACUCGCACUGACAUGAAGGUCAGAAGAAGAUGGGAUGAUGACGUUGUCUUCAAGAACUGUGCGCGUUCUGAGCCAAAGAAGAAGCAGGAUGUCUUUAUAAACGACUCUCUGAGAAGCGAGUUUCAUCGUAAAUUUAUGGAAAAAUAUGUGAAGUAAAAACUGACAUUAACAAUACGAAUGACAGAAUACUAUUCUUAAACAGAAUAACAUUGAUCUAUUGUGUCAUGUAUGACAAUGCUAUUCCUGAUCUUUGUAAAUAAUCUUAAAUACUUUUUAUUUUAUCAUAAGAAUGAACUCUUAACGUUCCCAGUUAAAUAGAAUGCCAUUCUUACAUUCAAGUCACCAUGCAUCCUUUCCAAUACUAUCCAGCUACGAACAAGGUUUGAAGUCAUUGUUUAUUAUACUCUCAAUUAAUCUACCCUAAAGGAAUGCGCCUAUCUUAUAGAGAGGUCAGUUAAAUGUUUUUCACAUUGAAAAAAUCCUCGAGGGGGCUCGUCUGUUUAUUUGUCCUUUUCAAGUGGGCAAACUUGCCUCUCGUUUGAUUAUAUUUGUACAGGAUCCUCACAUACUAUUAACAGCUUGCUGUUAACUUCCCUCAAGAAGUCCCUACACCCUUUGAAGGCUUUGACUCUUCCUGUUAUAUUCUGUAUGAAUAAAACGAUGAAUGAACCCUUGGGAUCAUUCACACGGCUCCUUACAAGCGAUAAGAAUAUUUUAUUCAUUACGUAAUAAUCUAUCUCUAUUCGUCUAAUGAAAAAUGAAUAUCCAUUAACAAACUGAUAACCCAAAAAAUUCCAUUCUUAUUACAUACAUAACUUGUAAAUACUGGAUGAAGAAAUAUAGAAGAAUUUAAUA